Messenger RNA from Limanda limanda (common dab), 1356 nucleotides. It is a transcript of the gene commd6, whose product is annotated as COMM domain containing 6. Bases 152 to 757 code for a protein of 201 amino acids. The record is from RefSeq and is a predicted model, not a curated record. The transcript has 8 exons. NCBI's taxonomy places the organism in Eukaryota, Metazoa, Chordata, Actinopteri, Pleuronectiformes, Pleuronectidae. Gene Ontology annotation, molecular function: NF-kappaB binding.
CUGAUAAUAAACCACGAGUAUAUGUAAUACUAUUAGCCGCUGUCGUCCAGUGAAAAGUGGGUUAAUCGGUGUUAGAAGGUGUCGAAUCGAAGGAGAAGCUCGCUGAGCUGGUGUCGCUCACAUCGCGGUGACAGCUCCGGGAGAGAAGAAGAUGCCAGCAGCCGCAGCAGAGGUGUCAUGUGACGUCAACAAAAGUGUGGACAACAUCUGCCGGCUUUCUCCAGAUCUGUUAGAAGAAGCAUGUCAGCACAUUCUGACUUAUCUUCAAGGGCGAGCUACAGGAGUAGAUUCAGCUCAAAUGUCUGAUACAUUUCAGAGAGCUGGAGUUAGACUUGACCAUGAAGCCCUGCAGCACAUGAUCCGUUUCCUGUUGCUAACAUUCAGGUCAGCUGGGAAAAACAACCUGUCAGGAGAUGACCUUGUGUCGAGGCUGGAGGAAAGUAGCAACAAGUGGUCCAAAGCUUCUCUGCAGGUGUUGCACAGGUUGUGGAGUGAACAUGGUGCAUCGGUCCACACUCAGCAGGAGGUCCAGGCAAUGCUCAGCAUCGGCCAGCUAGUGGACAUCCAGUGGAAGCUUGGGAUGGCGGUGAGCUCCGACACCUGCCGAUCUCUCAACUCUCCAUAUGUGUGUCUGUUGCUGAAGAUCGCCGAGCCCUCGGGACAAAUCUGUCUGAAGUCUUUUGAAAUGACCGUUCCACAGUUCCAGCACUUUCACAAGCAGUUCAAGGAGAUGGCCGCUGCAAUGGAGACUGUAUGAUGGCUGUUACACCUCAGUGCUUGUAAGCAGUGGAACCAGAGUUGUAUUGGCAAUGGGGUUUGUCUGCUUGCUGUUUUGCAAAAUGUGCAUUUGAUUUGUUGCAACUCUCAACUCUCAGCUUUGCCUUUUAAGUUUAUAUAUUUGAAUGCCAUUAUUGCAGUAUACGUGUCAUCCUUCCAUCAACUCAUCCAGAUAUCAGGAAUUUAAUGUGGUGUAUACGUACGCUGCUAAUGCUACAAAUCCAUGACUAAUAAUAUUAUUGUUCAUUAAUUACAGAAUGUAGAAUAUUGAUAUGGUUUAUUUUAAUCCGUUUUCUUCUGGCUUUGUACUUAUUAUACAUUUGCACAGUUGCUAAUGUUUUGUUGUCUCAGAUCAGGGGCAAGAGAUUGUGAUUGUUCUGCUUUACAAUAUGAUGAAUGCUAUUUAGCUUCAUAUAAUGUUUAAAAUUGUCCAUAUUAACAAACCGUCCUGUCAUUUUUUUGUCUAAAUUAUUUUGCUCUUUCUGUUUUUCUUGAUAAUGUUUAUUGUGAUUCUGAGUUUGCCUUUUUUUGUUUUUGUUCCAUCUUCACCUUAAGUAUUAAAUACUUAUUAAAUGUAAA